AGACUCACUGCGACUUCUCGCAGACAACUGUUGCUCGUAUAAAAAGGAGAGUCAUGCGGCAGUAAUGGAGCUAAAGUCGGAGCUUUUAAAGUCCAUCUGGUAUGCCUUCACCGCUCUGGAUGUGGAGAAGAGUGGGAAAGUUUCCAAAUCACAACUAAAGGUCCUUUCACACAACUUGUGUACAGUUCUGUGCAUCCCACAUGACCCAGUGGCCUUGGAGGAGCAUUUCAGAGAUGAUGAUGACGGUCCUGUGUCAAGUCAGGGCUACAUGCCUUACUUGAACAAGUACAUCCUUGACAAGGUGGAGGAGGGUACUUUUGUGAAAGAGAAUUUUGAUGAACUCUGUUGGACUCUGACAGCUAAAAAAAACUACCAUCCAGAAAAGAAUGGCAAAAGCAUCAUUCCCUGGCAAGAUGCUUUCCGCCUCUGGUGUCUCUUCAAUUUCCUUUCUGAAGACAAAUACCCUUUGGUCAUCGUCCCAGAUGAGAUGGAGUACUUGCUAAAGAAGAUAUGCACAUCCAUGAGUGUGGAGCUCAACAUUGGAGAACUGGACGACUACUUUGCUCAGGAGUCCUCCCCGCAGAAUGGCCUCACAGUCUGGCAGUUUCUGGAGCUUAUGAACUCUGGAAGAUUAACGCGAGGCAUUGACAGAGAUACGCUCAGCAUGGCAAUUGAAGAAGUAUACCAGGAGAUGGUUGAGGAUAUGCUUAAGCAGGGAUAUUUAUGGAAAAAAGGUCAGCUGAGGAGGAACUGGACAGAACGAUGGUUCACUCUAAGACCAAGCGUGUUGGCUUAUUACGUCAGUGAAGAUCGCAAAGAGAAGAAGGGCUGCAUCCUUCUAGACAAAAACUGCUGUGUAGAGGUGCUUCCAGAUAAAGAUGGGAAGAGGUGCAUGUUUUGUGUGAAGACGCCAAACAAGACGUAUGAAAUGAGUGCUUCUGAUACUAAGCAGAGACAAGAGUGGACCUCAGCCAUCCAGACUGCCAUUCGUUUACAAGCAGAGGGAAAGAAGUCACUCCAUAGAGACUUAAAACUGAAGCGCAGAGAGCAACGUGAGCAGCGUGAAAGGCGCAAAGCAGCCAAAGAAGAGGAGCUGCAGAGGCUCAAGGCCCUACAAGAGGAAAAGGAAAGGAAGCUACAGGAGCUGGAGUUGCUGAAGGAGGCUCAACGGCAGGCCGAGGCUCUUCUUCAGCAAGAUGAGCAGCGAAGGCGCGCACAACAUGAGGAGAUGCAGAGGGCUCUUGAAAUUCAACUGCGUGAAGCUGAGCAGGCAAGAGCAACCAUGCAGGUGGAGAUGGCUCUAAAGGAGGCAGAAGCAGAUCGCCAGAGGAAAAGAAUUCAGGAGUUGGAAGACAUGCAGCAACGGCUGGAAGAUGCCCUCAAUCAAGAAAGAAAGGCUAGACAGGAUGAGGAAACAUUCAGAUAUGAUCAAGCAAGGCUUCUAGCUGAGGAGGAGGAGAAGCUGAAGCAGUUGAUGCUGAUGAAGGAAGAACAGGAGGAAUAUAUCCUAAAAACUCAGCGUGAGAAGCAAGAGUUGAAACAGGAGAUGGAAACCAAAACCAGAGCUCUGGAGGAAGCUCAGCGGCAGCUAGAGGAAGUGAGAGUGAACAGACAGAGAGUCGACAUGGAUGUCAUGGCUGCCCAGAGGAAACUUCGCCAAGCCAGUACCAACGUCAAACACUGGAAUGUGCAAAUGAACAGACUAAUGCACCCCAUAGGCCCAGGAGACAAGAAGUCCCCAAGCAUUGGAAGUUUUCGUGUCCCCAUGCAGAAAGACCCUGGGCUGAAGCUACGUCAGAAAUCCCAGGAAAAUGAGAGUGAGAGCAAGGAAAACAUAGUGCGUGAGGUGGCUCGGCGCUUCUCCCAAGCAUCAGAGGAGGUAAUGGACACAAACUAAGACAAAGAAAUAAACGUCCAGGACCUUUGAGUCUCGACACCCUAAAACUUCUCAUGAGAUCCCUCUGGACUGGCCUUUCAUCUGGCCGCAGGACUGCACCCUCCAUAGAGCCUCCACUGAGCAUUUUGAAAUCAACAUGAAGAACAUACUUGGGGAGAUCUCUUUUUACUCUGGGGGCUCACUUUACCAGAUAUUGUGGUGUACAUGUUUAUUCAUCUGAAGCAGGGGUUCUACACCAGAAGCCCAUUUCUCCAAUACAUUUACGUACAGAUGUUUUUCUAGAGGAGACUUUUACUAUUCCCACCAUUUUAUGUGGACAGGUAUCAGCACAGCAAGAAAAGAAGCAAACAUCAGUGAUGUGCAAAUACACAAAUCAUAUAAGCCUCUGUCACAAUGUUUAAAUUUCCAUUAUGUUCUUAUAAAAAAGACAACAGACGCUACACACCUUAAUGUCUGCCUUUCUGUCUAUAGAUUUCUUAUCCUCCUGCAAAAGUGACAUUGUCAGUAGUCUUUAAGGUCAAUUGUGGGAUAGGGUGGGACUGAAUUGGGUUGAGUAAAAGGAAGUCUUUUGGUACAUAGAGUUGGGGGGUUUGACAAAACUCAUCCCUUUCCACAUCCCCUCAUGAGUAGGUCAGUAUAUAAUUGAUUCCUGGGCAUGCUUAUACCAACAUGCUGUCAUUUAGCUGAGAGAACUAUAACUUAUUAUGGAAGUGGGGUGCAUUAAGAGUUAGUGACAGGGUCAAAAUUUCCCUGAUCAUCCGCUCCACAGGAAUUUCUGCCCCAGACCGAUUCUAAAAUGUUAAUCCGGCACUAGAAGGUGCAUUCUUAAAUAUGAGAGAAUAGACUUCAGCAGAAAACUAGUUGUAAGGUUGGUGGCAAUAUUCCUAAGGCAAAACUGGUGUAGAGAUGGAGGCAAAAUUAGAACAUGCUUUUGGAGUUGGGAAUCAGGACAGUGCCAUGGUUGAGCAUAUUCCUGUAAAAGUGUCUUGAGCCAUUAACAGCUGAUUUAUUUUUCAGAUGGAAUAAGAGAGAACGGAUUUGCUAUUAUUAGAAAUGGCAUGCAUAGUGAUACAGGUAGUUGACUAAAUAAGCAAUGUUACUUUGCCGUUACCCAAAACAAUGUUCAAUGUGUACUCUCACUUAAGAUGAUCUGUUUGGUAAUUCCUACCUGAGCAAUUCCCAUACAGUGUUACAAUUUAUUUAAACAUUGCUAAAUCUAGACAAACUAAAUUCUCAUUGGGCUUCAUUUCCACAGGAAUGUGUGAAGAUGGCUACGCUGAGCCAAACGUGUAGUUCAUGUUUGGGAGAACUUAUAAAAACUAGAAUGCUUGCUGACAUACUCUGGUUGAUGAGAUAUAAGCCUUAAACAGUAUCAAUGUCAGUGAGCAGUGCCAUAAUGUAUAUAGAGUGGAACUUGUCAGUCCAAGAAUGAGCACACAAUUCCAGUAGAAGAGAACAGGGAAGAUGGAAUGAGGGUUGCACAGUUAUGGCAUAGGUUCACCCAUAGUGAGUGCCAGGUUUGCUAGGCUAAAUAAUUUGUUCUUCACAGCAUGUUAGAGAAAUGCAGACAUUAAAAAGUUGUCCCAGCCAGGGUCAGAUCCUCCUGUUUUGUUUCCCAUACUGGUAGGAUAAAUCCCCACACCCUUUCACUCCUAAAUUGGAUUAAGUAUAUCAGAAGAUGGGUGAUUCUGCUGGCUGAGGAUUUCUUUAUGGUUAGGGAUGUGUCAAAAUCUUCUUUGCCAUUGUGAGUUGUGACAUAAAGAGCUUAGACUGAGUGCAAGUGUGCUUGUGAACUGACUGAUUUUCAACAGCUUAUACAUAUGACAGAUGUGAGUGCAGGCAUCAAGGAAUCAACGUCGCAACCAGGGAUUCAAACAAGGUAUUAGUUAAGGCCAAGAUGGUGUUGAGGAGAUUAAGAGAGAAUGGAACCAGGGUAAAAAAAAACUGACUAGUGGAAGUCUACUGCAUUUUACAGAACAUACAGCACCUGUCACCAUGGGCAAUUCAUAAGGUGCUUGACAAUGUGAUAUCAACAUGAUGGUGCAAGACAAAGCAACAGAAUACAAUGUGUAUAAAGGUGCAAAUGACUGUAC
Molecule: messenger RNA, 3990 nt
Organism: Erpetoichthys calabaricus (reedfish)
Lineage: Eukaryota; Metazoa; Chordata; Cladistia; Polypteriformes; Polypteridae
Product: differentially expressed in FDCP 6 homolog
Exons: 11
Coding region: 65-1897 (610 amino acids)
Cellular component (GO): nucleus; cytoplasm
Source: RefSeq, a predicted model, not a curated record